This is a messenger RNA of Toxotes jaculatrix (banded archerfish), 1506 nucleotides long. RefSeq names its product zic family member 5 (odd-paired homolog, Drosophila) (gene zic5). The transcript has 2 exons. The record is from RefSeq and is a predicted model, not a curated record. Lineage: Eukaryota; Metazoa; Chordata; Actinopteri; Toxotidae. Gene Ontology annotation, cellular component: nucleus. Bases 25 to 1506 code for a protein of 493 amino acids. Gene Ontology annotation, biological process: regulation of transcription by RNA polymerase II; central nervous system development. Gene Ontology annotation, molecular function: DNA-binding transcription factor activity, RNA polymerase II-specific; RNA polymerase II cis-regulatory region sequence-specific DNA binding.
GCGGAUGGACUUGUCAGUGUAGUUAUGGAACCCCCUUUAAGCAAGAGGAAUCCAGCGAUAAGAUUAGCGGAUUUGGCAGCGACUCAACCCCUUCCUCAUCAGAAUAUGACAGGCUUCCCGGGGCUAGGGGGGCAUCACCCUCUCUCCCAACAUGCCCACCUCCACCCUGGGGAGCUGGGCAACGACCCCGGAGUGGCACUCACUCCAUUUGGACCAGAGCACAUGGCACAGACAAAUGCUCUCAAACUUAGCCCAUCUCAGCACAUUCAGAGCCAUCCCGAAGCCCAGACCGCGGCAUCUUUCACUUCUGCUCAGACCACAGUUGGUUUCCCCGUGGCUCACCCCCACUCAGGCUACUCAAGCAGCAGGGACUUCAUCCUCAGGAGAGAACUCUCAGCCUCUGCUAUGCAUGCACUUGGCGACCAGCAUAGUUCCGCCUCCUCCCCUCAUCACCAUGGCAUGUUCAUCUCCCCAACAGGUGCUUAUGGGCACACGGAAAGUGGGGCCCAUUCACUUUUUACUGGACUUCACGACCAGGCGUCCCCAGGUGCCCACCACCAUGCCCUCAAUGGGCAGAUGCGCCUGGGUAUACCGGGGGACAUUUACGGCAGGCCAGAGCACUUCGGGCACAGGCCAGAGCACUAUGGACCCUCUUCUCUCCACAGCUACAACUCCAUGAACCUCAAUGUGAACAUCGCUUCUGCUCCUCACGGAGCGACGGGGGCGUUUUUAAGAUACAUGCGGCAGCCCAUAAAGCAAGAGCUAAUCUGCAAAUGGAUUGACCAGGAGCAAAGUCAAAAAAAGCCCUGCUCUAAAACUUACAGCACCAUGCACGAACUGGUCAACCACGUCACCGUGGAGCAUGUCGGGGGACCGGAGCAGAGCACCCACGUCUGUUUUUGGGAAGAAUGUCCACGGGAAGGAAAGGCUUUCAAAGCGAAGUACAAACUGAUAAAUCACAUCCGAGUUCAUACGGGAGAAAAGCCCUUCCCGUGUCCUUUCCCGGGUUGUGGAAAAGUGUUCGCUCGAUCGGAGAAUUUAAAGAUUCACAAGAGGACUCACACAGGAGAGAAACCUUUUAAGUGCGAGUUUGACGGUUGUGACAGAAAAUUCGCCAACAGCAGCGACCGGAAGAAGCACUCUCACGUCCACACCAGUGACAAGCCUUACUACUGCAAAGUCCGUGGCUGUGACAAAUCCUACACACAUCCGAGCUCGCUGCGGAAGCACAUGAAAGUGCACUGCAAGUCCCCGCCGCCCCCUUCCACCAACGUCACCUACAUUUCCUCCACAAACCCACUUGGAGACCCUCUUUCGCCCAACUCCGAGCCGCACAGGAACCGCUCUGCGAACCUCUCCCCUCAGGUGACCAACCUCAACGAGUGGUAUGUGUGCCAGGGGAGCGGAGGACCCAACCACCUCCACACCCCCUCCAGCGAUGUGCCAACGUCUGAUUCAGACGAUGAGGACUCUUUCAGAAAUUCAGAUCCGAGGACAAUGCUCUGA